AUGCCUCGCCAACAACGCCGUGCCGCUCCCACCCCUGCGCGUAGCGCUCCCACCCGUCCUACCGCGGCCCCUGCUCGGCCCGCCGCACCUGCUGCUCAGCAGUCGCAGCCUCACUCUACUGCCGCCCACCCUGGCCAGGCCACUCCCAUGCAGCAGGCUGCUCCUGUCCAGCAGAGCUCCGGCGGUGGCUUCUUGAGCCAGAUUGCUUCGACCGCUGCUGGUGUCGCCGCCGGUCACGUUGCCGCGACCGGUAUCACCAACGCUCUCGGCUGGGGCUCCAGCUCUCAUGCCGCUCCCGCCGAGGCCCAGCAGGCCGAUCCGGCGCAGAACCAGUCUAUGGACAACGGUCUCUGGCAAAGCAGCGCUUCUCAGUCCGCCUUUGAGACCCCCGCCUGUGAUACUGAUAUUCGCAACUUCCGUCGCUGCAUGGACGACAACAAGGGUGAUAUGACCAUUUGCGGUUGGUAUCUGGACCAGCUGAAGGCUUGCCAGGCUGCUGCUAAGCCCUACUAA
This is a messenger RNA of Penicillium diatomitis, 513 nucleotides long. Its product is annotated as coiled-coil-helix-coiled-coil-helix domain-containing protein. Gene Ontology annotation, cellular component: nucleus; mitochondrion. Gene Ontology annotation, biological process: mitochondrion organization. Lineage: Eukaryota; Fungi; Ascomycota; Eurotiomycetes; Eurotiales; Aspergillaceae. The transcript is spliced from 3 exons. Bases 1 to 513 code for a protein of 170 amino acids. The record is from RefSeq and is a predicted model, not a curated record.